UUUCCUCCGAGGAGAAAAAGGAAAACAGACGGGGGCUGCAAACAGAUCGCCGGCAAGAUUCCGUCGUCUCGGUGCAGCGUUGCUUUUCAGUCGGUGUUAAAUUGAAGAAACAGUUCAUCACUUGCCGCGUCGAGUCUCGUCGACGGCACACACGACCAUGGCUGCGGAAGGCCACUGUCCACUCGCCGAUCCCGGCGUUACGUACUCCGUGUCUGUGUUCGCGUACCUUGGACUUUUUUUCGCCGUCUACCUCCUGUGCCGCAUCCUGUACGUGUUAUGGCAGGGAUUCUACACCUGCUACCUGGCCCGGUGGCUCGGACACAACAUUAACUUUCGCAAGAUGGGCGAGUGGGCCGUUGUAACGGGCGCUUCAGAUGGCAUUGGCAAGGCAUACUGUGAGGAGCUUGCUGCACGGGGUCUCAACAUCGUGCUCAUCAGCAGGACUCUAGAGAAACUCCAAGCAGUGGCUCAUGAAAUUGAGGAGGCAUCGAAUGUCAAGACCAAGGUUAUUGCCGUUGACUUCACAUCCAGUGGUGACAUUUACAGUACGAUCCGGAGGGAGCUGCAGGGUCUGGAGAUCGGCGUGCUCGUGAACAAUGUUGGCAUCAGUUACGUUUACCCAGAGUUCUUCAGCGCAGUUCCUGAUGGCGACAAGGUCAUGGAGAGCAUCAUCAGGGCCAACUGCAUUGCUGCAACCAUGAUGACGCGCAUUGUCCUGCCUCAAAUGGAUGAGCGUCGCCGUGGAGUCAUCAUCAACGUGUCGUCCAUCUCGGCAAUGCACCCGCUGCCCCUGCUCAGUGCAUACGCCGCCUCUAAGGCUUACCUGGACAACCUGUCUCAAGGACUUCACGCUGAGUACAAGGAUCGUGGCAUAUUUAUCCAGUCUGUGAUGCCAGCGUACGUGUCCACGAAGAUGUCAAAGAUCCGCAAGGCCACCUACAUGGUCCCCACGGCCACCACCUACGUCCGCGAGGCCCUCAACACGGUUGGCAUCGAGCACGCCACCUACGGCUAUGGUCCGCACAAGAUUAGGGCUCUGGUCCAACGGAAGCUCAUGGAGUGCCUGCCCCACAACGCAUUCAUGAACAUCUCGAAAGCGUCGCUACUCCAAAUCCGCAAGCUGUACUACAAGAAGAAAGGCAUCGAGGACACCUUUUUGGGAAAACGCAGCUCCGGCGCCAGCGCAGGGGAGGGCGAUGCUGGAGAGCAGAUCAAGAGUCAAUGAAAGAAAGCGGAAAGCAUCGUCAAUCAUCUGCUUCAAACUUCUCACGUGCACAUUGGCGCGUAGAGAUGACAUGCAGGAACUCAUCACUUUCACACCUGUAACGAGUGCUCGGAUUUUGGGAAAAGGGACAGUUGGGGAUGGGUGGGGAUGCUACUUUAGCCACUACUGCUACCAAUGUUGAGGAGGAGAGGUUCUACUUUUUUCAUGUACCAUAGUGUGUUAAACCUGGGUUUUGAUUCUUGCCAUGCAGUUUUUGUCUCAUGCUCAAACAUUUCCAUGGGGGGACCUUGUCGCGUGUUCCGAUGCCUUGCAUUCCAUGUUUCAUUUGUACAGAGAUGCGCUGUGCUUUGUCUUUGUGGCUUUUUUUUCUAGUUUUGUCACGUUGUGAAAGGUCAAUAAAGGUUUUGUAAAAGUA
Rhipicephalus microplus (southern cattle tick) is the source of this 1640-nucleotide messenger RNA. Its product is annotated as very-long-chain 3-oxoacyl-CoA reductase. Gene Ontology annotation, cellular component: endoplasmic reticulum. The record is from RefSeq and is a predicted model, not a curated record. Lineage: Eukaryota; Metazoa; Arthropoda; Arachnida; Ixodida; Ixodidae. Gene Ontology annotation, molecular function: oxidoreductase activity.